Molecule: messenger RNA, 717 nt
Organism: Phycomyces blakesleeanus NRRL 1555(-)
Lineage: Eukaryota; Fungi; Mucoromycota; Mucoromycetes; Mucorales; Phycomycetaceae
Product: C2H2-type zinc finger transcription factor
Exons: 3
Coding region: 1-717 (238 amino acids)
Biological process (GO): regulation of transcription by RNA polymerase II
Cellular component (GO): nucleus
Molecular function (GO): RNA polymerase II cis-regulatory region sequence-specific DNA binding; DNA-binding transcription factor activity, RNA polymerase II-specific
Source: RefSeq, a predicted model, not a curated record
AUGGACCAGUCUAACUUAUUUCCAAGCUCCCCCCAACCAAAACCGUCCACUGAACCACCUGCAGGUCCUUCUGGUCAAGGACCUGUGUGUUAUUGGGAGAAUUGCAUGCUUCAAUAUGCAGAUCACAGAGCGCUAGGCACCCAUUUGUCUGAAGACCAUGUGGGAUGGAAGAGAGGAGAAUAUCGCUGCGAAUGGGCAGAUUGUAUCCGACAAGGUGUUAAAUGCCACAAUCGAUUUGCCCUCAUGAUGCAUUUACGAAUUCACACCGGAGAAAAACCAUUCGAAUGCACUUUUGCGAACUGUGGUCAAUCGUUUGGCCGUCAGGACGCACUUAUGCGGCACCGGAAAGCAGAACACGGAGAAGAACAUUUGGAUGGCGCACCAAGCGGUCCUGCAGUCAAGUCAGGAUCCAACUUGAACAAAAAACCAUUAAACUUGCCACUUUCAAAGGCACCAAAAGGUUUUGAAGGCGAUACACCACCGAAGAAGCGAAAACAAAUUUCCGGAGAUUUUGGAACUAGUGAAGACACUCCAAGCUCACGCGAAUACACAUUAGCCAAAGCUAAACUCCAAUAUAUUGUCCGAGAGAAUGAGAUGCUAAAUGAUGAGUUGAUGAUUGCGCAAAAGAAGUUGAGACGACUAGAGACAGAAAGACGGGUGCUUCUGGAUGUUCUGAUGUCAACUGAUGGUGAUCGUGAAGAGAUGUCUUCACUUUAA